GGAAAACUCUCAGACAUUCCAAUUCUAACACAACUCUACCACUACAGAAGAAAAAUAAAGAGAAACUAAUAAAGUCUUUUUUUUACAGCUAUCGUUUUCUUUCACUAAGCCUUCUGAAAUCGGAGCCUCAGAAUACUAAACUUGGGCUUUACCUACAGACAUGGACAGAUGCAUGUGCGCUCUCAUUUUAGAGAACUUGAAAUUGUUCUGAAAGGAAGGAAUCAACUUUGGCUUCAAGGAUUUGGCAUGGGUAAGAAUGCCUUAAAAAAGCAGAUGACCAGUUUAUUUACUGACCAUGCUGACCAUUAUCUGGAAUCGGAUCAAAUCACAGAAAAACAGCAAAUGGCUUUUUCUUACAGAACAUCUGAACAAAGCACAAUUACUGAGCUCAUUUUGCAGAGUUCAUUUGAUCACUUAAUCUCUUCUAACUGGUCUGGAUUACAGACAGAAUCGAUACCAGAGGAAAUGAAACAGAUUGGUGAGGAACAGGGAAACAAGCCACGCUGGGCAGCUCUUCUGAUAAUCAUGUUGAUCAUACCUACAAUUGGUGGAAACAUCCUUGUUAUUCUGGCUGUUUCACUGGAGAAAAAGCUGCAGUAUGCUACCAAUUAUUUUCUAAUGUCCCUGGCAGUGGCUGAUUUGCUGGUUGGAUUAUUUGUGAUGCCAAUUGCCCUCUUGACAAUAAUGUUUGAGGCUAUGUGGCCCCUCCCACUCGUUCUAUGCCCUGCCUGGUUAUUUCUUGAUGUUCUUUUUUCUACUGCAUCCAUUAUGCAUCUCUGUGCCAUUUCAGUGGAUCGUUAUAUAGCCAUCAAAAAGCCAAUCCAGGCUAAUCAAUAUAACUCACGAGCUACAGCAUUCAUCAAGAUUACAGCGGUGUGGUUAAUUUCAAUAGGCAUUGCUGUUCCAGUCCCUAUUAAAGGGAUAGAAACUGAUGUGGGUAAUCCAAAUAACAUCACUUGUGAACUGACAAAAGAUCGUUUUGGCAAUUUCAUGCUCUUCGGCUCACUGGCUUCCUUUUUUAUGCCUCUGGCGAUCAUGAUUGUCACCUACUUUCUCACUAUACAUGCUUUACGAAAGAAAGCUUACUUGGUCAGAAACAAGCCAUCUCAACGCCUAACGUGGCUGGCUGUGUCCACAGUUUUCCAAAGGGAGGAAACACCUUGUUCCUCACCUGAAAAAGUGGCAAUGCUGGAUGGUCCUCACAAGGACAAAACUCUGCCCAACUCAAGCCAAGAUAUACUUAUGCGAAGAAUGUCCACAGUUGGAAAAAAGUCACUGCAGACCAUUUCCAAUGAACAGAGAGCCUCAAAGGUUCUAGGGAUUGUGUUUUUCCUCUUUUUGCUUAUGUGGUGCCCCUUUUUUAUUACAAACAUAACUUUAGUUUUAUGUGAUUCCUGCAACCAGACUACUCUCAAAAUGCUCCUGGAGAUAUUUGUGUGGAUAGGCUAUGUUUCCUCAGGCGUGAAUCCUUUAGUCUAUACCCUCUUCAACAAGACAUUUCGGGAUGCAUUUGGCCGAUACAUCAUCUGCAAUUACCGGGACACAAAAUCAGUAAAAACUCUUAGAAAGUGCUCUAGUAGUAUCUUCCGGAAUACGAUGGCAGAGAACUCUAAGUUUUUCAUAAAACAUGGGAUACGAAAUGGGAUUAAUCCUGCUAUGUACCAAAGCCCAAGGAGGCUCCGAAGUUCAACCAUUCAGUCUUCUUCAAUCAUUCUACUAGAUACACUUCUUCUCACCGAAAAUGAAGGUGACAAAACUGAAGAGCAAGUCAGUUAUGUAUAGAAUAAAUGACAGUUUUCAUUUAAUAUAAUGAUGAGCAGGAUGAUGAAGCAGAUAUGAAUGAAACAAGAAUUAUGUAAAGAACUUAAUUCAUGUAUCAUAUCAUCUCUUUAAACUAAGAGUUAUGUAUUAAAAGUAUCCAAUUUUCUUUAUUUGAACACAAUUACUCCAUGAAAAAAAAUCAUUUUGUACAGCUGCAAAUUAAAAUAAUCCAGCAGUCUGGUUAAAUGUUGAGGUAUUCAAAUGAAAUAAAAUUAAAUAAAUCAAUACAUCUCAGGCUUACAAAUGUCUUCAUAAGAAUUUAUUUAGUUCCUACUUGUAUGCAAAGCUGUGCUACAAGUGAAAUAAAACAAAACAAAGCAUUAUCCUUGUCUUCAAUGCCUUAAAAGCAUAAGGUAUAACAACAGUGAUAGGAACAGAGGACUAGGAAUAAGUGUAUAAAAUAAUGAUCACUUCUGGAGAUAAGAAGUUAAGAUUGUCAUUUAUAGUGUGGGUUAGUUAGUAGUCAUAAUUUGCUUUCAUCAGGAAAUUGCCUUAAUGGAAGGGGUAGGGAGGACAGCAGUUGGAUAUCACACAAAAUAGUAGGAUCUUAGAACUGUAGCCAUUUAUUAAAUAGCUGAUACCAGGGAUCUAUUCAGCAGAGGUGGAUCUACUAGAGGAGGAGAAAACAAAUGAAAUCACUUUUGGGUACCUAAACCUUCUUAAAUAACAUGUGCAAGCUGGAGGCAUGAGACCUCAAUCCAGGAACCUAAACUUGAAUGGUCUCGUAAGUUGAGAUCAUGGCUGCCAAAGCUUACCCAAAGACAUGGUUGAACUUCGGGCACAAACAUUUUUUAUUUACCCUCUCAUUUUUUCAUUUUGUACCACUAGAUCUGAGAAUUAAUUCAAUCUGUCAUUUACUAGCCAGUUGAUUGAAUUUAAAGAUACUAAAUUUCUCUGAGCUGCAGUUUCCUCAUUUACAUUUCAUAGGAUUCUUAUGGGGGUGAAUAUAGUAAAUGGUAGACAAUUCUUUUUACUUUUUAAAAUUUUAUUUUUAUGCUACUCUCAUAUAUUUAGGCUGAGGGGGUGUACAGUAGAAGAUAGCACAUAUCUUAGCUUUUUCUUUUCAUGUUGAUCCAUUCUUAUGCUUCAACCUAUUAUUCUAUUGCUCUC
This is a messenger RNA of Myotis davidii, 2931 nucleotides long. It is a transcript of the gene HTR2B, whose product is annotated as 5-hydroxytryptamine receptor 2B. NCBI's taxonomy places the organism in Eukaryota, Metazoa, Chordata, Mammalia, Chiroptera, Vespertilionidae. The coding region runs from base 169 to 1782 and encodes 537 amino acids. The record is from RefSeq and is a predicted model, not a curated record. Gene Ontology annotation, cellular component: plasma membrane; dendrite. Gene Ontology annotation, molecular function: G protein-coupled serotonin receptor activity; neurotransmitter receptor activity. Gene Ontology annotation, biological process: heart development; chemical synaptic transmission; G protein-coupled receptor signaling pathway, coupled to cyclic nucleotide second messenger. The transcript has 3 exons.